Messenger RNA from Mesorhabditis spiculigera, 663 nucleotides. The record is from the annotation of a GenBank genome assembly. NCBI's taxonomy places the organism in Eukaryota, Metazoa, Nematoda, Chromadorea, Rhabditida, Rhabditidae.
AUGGGUUGGUACACACCACAAUCGGUCGCCCCGGAUCUCUCCGACAUCCUGGUGUGUGGCUGGACGGCGUGCGCAGAAGGUGAACACCUGCUCGUGCCCGAUGCUUGCAUGGACGUGCUGUGGAUACGUGGCGUCGGCAUACGCGUCUGUGGCCCCGAAACCGCUGCAUGGUCAUUCACUCUUCCGCCCGGAACACGCUCCGUGGGUGUUCGAUUCCGCCCUGGAUCGGCAUCGCCGAUGUUGCGAACCUCGGCGUCCGAGCUUCGAGAUUCUCGCGCUGACCUCAGCGCUGUAACCGACGCACGCACGGAACGAAUACUGUUGAACCGCUUAGAAAAUUCCGAAGACCACGAACAAGUCUCGAUCCUCAGAAAGCGCUGUCCGGAGUUGGGCAACGUCGAUGCAACGACGCCUUCGGAUACUGGCCCUGCAACGCUGCGCUCGAUCCUGCGCCUCCAGCGCUUCAUGGCGCUCGCUCGCAGUCGACCCGCGCUGGGCCUCGCUGAAUCCGCAGCCCACCGCGGAUUCAGCGAUCAGGCCCACUUGACGCGUGAAUGCCGCCGAAUCUCUUCGCUGACCCCGGCAGCUCUGCUGCGAUCCCAAGCCCCUGACUGGCACGGGUCGGAUACCGUUGUCGCGCUGGCAGAGGGAGACGCGGUCGCA